AUGCCGUCCUCCCGCCGUUGCCGACGCGGCGGCGGCCGCAGCAGAGCGGAACCUCCCUCGCCUUCAUCAGCGCCCAGUGAGCCGAGGGACUGGGCGGCGCUGCCUCAGGACAUCCUGUUAACCGUAUUCCUCAAGCUUGGGCCCUGCGAGAUCAGGCAGGGCGCGGAGCUCGUGUGCACGACGUGGCGGCGCGUCGCCGUGGAUGAGCCCCUGCUGUGGCGCCGCAUCGACAUGGCCGCGGUUUCGACAUUGUCCCCCGUCGGGCGUGCGGUGGCGCGUGCCGCGCUCGACCGUGGCGCGGGGCAGUGCGAAGCCUUCACAGCAUCCUGCGGUGAUGACAUGCUGCUGCUGCCCUAUUUGGUGGACAGGAAACUCAAAAUCAGGUUCAGUAUUGAUGAAAAUUAUUAUACCGAUGAUGGGAUCGUCAGGGAAAAGAUCAAAGGGAUAUUUACAACUAUGUGUGAGCUACUCUCCUUAGAACUGUUGGACUGUGACCUCACUGUUGAAGGAUUGUCAGACAUACUUGAUCACAGCCCUGUACUUCAAUCUCUCUACAUUACGGGUUAUUUUGAUGGUGAGAUGGAUGCGGAGCUAAGGGCAAAAUGUGCCAAAGUGAAGAACCUGACCCUUCCAGUUGCAGAUGGCUUUCCCGAAGAAUAUUACAACGAUGAGGGUUAUGAAUCGAGUAGUGAUGAAUGUGAUGAUGAAUUUUUGAGUCCCACCAUGUUCGUUUUGGACUUUACGAGCUCCAAAAACAACUUUGACCACUACUUUUUGCUGUAG
This is a messenger RNA of Panicum virgatum (switchgrass), 783 nucleotides long. Its product is annotated as putative F-box/LRR-repeat protein 22. NCBI's taxonomy places the organism in Eukaryota, Viridiplantae, Streptophyta, Magnoliopsida, Poales, Poaceae. Bases 1 to 783 code for a protein of 260 amino acids. The transcript has 2 exons. The record is from RefSeq and is a predicted model, not a curated record. Gene Ontology annotation, molecular function: protein binding.